GAGUGCCUUCGCAAGCUCGGGGAGGAGUCGAAUCUUACCCAGUUCCUGGGUGAUGGAACAAGCCAGAAGAUGGUAAAGGACAUGUGCAUCUUCCUCUACGAAGUCGGUGAUGAGCCGGGUGCAGCGGGCACAUGGUACCUGGAGAACGUCCCCACGGAAGUGCGCGGCCUGCUGAAGACUGCCUAUGGCGGCGGCUCCUUCACAGGCUUUUUGUUUCGCACGCUGCUGACAGUGGAGGACAACCUCCAAAACGUCGGCUUCGGCUCUGGGCUGGUCAAGAAAGCCAAUAAGGUCACCAGCAAGUAUGACCAGAAGGGUGUGAUGGCAUACGAGACGAAGGAUCUGGAGAAGAAGCUCCACUACAUUCGGCACUUCGUGGAGACCUACAAGGUAGACCUGGAAGGUGUGGAGGGCUUGCAAGGGUGCGGCAACGAGGAUGCCUGCAUUGCAAAGGCUGGCGAGAUCUUUCCGACCUACAACCACUUCUUCUAUCGGAAGCUCGCUCUGGGUAGUCGGAAGAUGCUAUGCUACAGCCAGGACGCAGGUGAGUGCCAGGAGAUCGACGAGAACGCUCGCGCCACGAAGAGCCUGGUUUCUCCGGCAGACGGACGUGUCAUCGUUUUCCCAGACUUCAUCCCCGAAAAGACAGGCUUCUGGGUCAAGGGCGAGCAGUUCCUGCUGCAGAGUUUGGUCAGUUUCAAGCGCGACAGCGACUACAGGUACUACGAUCACGGGGUCGCCUUCAUCGUGCGUUUGGCGCCUCAGGACUACCACCGCUUCCACUUCCCGGUAGAUGGGGUUGUCAAAAGCUUCGAGAACUACCCGGGCAACUACUACUCGGUCAACCCCAUCGCAGUGCAAUCCACGGACCCUGUCUUCACGACCAACAAGCGUAUGCACGUGACACUGGACACCGGCGAGGACAACCUCGGCUGUGUCACCUAUGUCUCCGUGGGAGCCACGAAUGUGGGCUCUGUGAUGCACACCUCUUACGUCGGGCAGGAAGUCCUUCGUGGCAUGGAGCACGGCUACAUGGCCUUCGGAGGCUCCACCGUCUUGGUCUUCGUGCGACGGGGCGUCCUAGACGUGGUGGAUCCGAUCAG
Messenger RNA from Symbiodinium sp. CCMP2456, 1103 nucleotides. The record is from the annotation of a GenBank genome assembly. Lineage: Eukaryota; Dinophyceae; Suessiales; Symbiodiniaceae.